AUGAAGUUUGACGACAUUCUCCAUGUCCUCGGGGAGUUCGGCCCUUACCAGCGAAGAACCUACGCCCUAGUCUGUCUGUUCGCCAUACCUUGCUCAUGGACUACCCUCAUCCAAAUUUUCGCGAUGGGUCAGUCAGACCAUUGGUGUCAGGUGCCAUGGUGGAAUGACACAGUUUGCGAGGAGGAGUAUGGAGCACCGUGUGAUCUCAACACAAAGAAGAUGUUUAACAUUCCAUUAAUAAAUGCAAAUAAAAGUAGCACAGAGUUCCAAAAAUGUGCACGGUAUAACAUAUCUGACUACCCUAGUGUUUCGGUGGCUUCUAGUGCCACACCUGGAUACAACCCAUUGACCCACGAGUUUGGAAGAGAUACUGAUCAACCGGAUGUGAUACCUUGCGAUGCAGGCUGGGAGUAUGACCGAAGCCAAUAUACAAGGACCUUCGUCCAAGAGAUGGAUUUGGUGUGUGCUGACGCAAAGUAUGUCCAGUUUCCACAGUCUUUCUAUUACGGAGGUUACUUGGUUGGAAGCGCCUUAUUUGGUUCACUUGGAGACAGGUUUGGGAGACACAGAAUGAUCAUAUUCACACUCGUCAUUAAGAUCGCAUCUGGUUAUGGUCUUGUAUUGGCUCACAACUAUUGGGUUUUUGUCCUGAUGAGAUUCUGCGAAGGCAUGAGCCAAAUGGGAAUGUAUCUCCUCGCUUAUGUCCUAGGGACCGAGUUUGUGGGCAUUUCGAAACGCAGUAUUUCAGGCUUGUUCAUCAAUUUUCCAUAUGCUAUUGCAUACGUCCUGUUCGCUGGGAUAGCCUUCUUUAUUCGAGACUGGCGGUUACUUUAUAUCACCAUGGUUACACCUCUAUUCGUCAUGUUCAUCAUCUUAUAUUUCCUCCCAGAGUCACCUCGCUGGUUAUUAAGCCAAGGGGAGAAUGAGAAAGCGAAGAAGAUCAUCGAACACGCUGCCAAGGUUAACAAGGUUCAGCUUCCAGAAGGUUUCCUCGACGAACUUGACGAUGUCAAGCAAAACUUAAAGGCCGAGACAGAUGGCAAAGAACGGAAGCCGAAUUUCACAGAGAUAUUCCGCCAUCGUAGUCUGCGCAGACGCACAUUCAUCAUGAUGUAUGCAUGGUCAGUGUGUGCCGUUGUCUAUCACGGUUUAAAUCUGAGUACAUCCAACCUUGGUAUCAAUGUAUACCUUUCAUUCUUCGUGUCUGCCGCCAUUGAGAUCCCUGCAUACACCUUAUCCAUCUUCAUUGCGGAGCACCAUUGGUUCGGCAGGAAGAAAAGCACGGUCAUCACACUGUUGACUGGAGGGCUAGCAUGCCUUCUGACUAUCUUCAUACCGAGUGGUCCAUCCAGAGCUGGAGUUGCUUUUGUUGGGAAAUUUGGAAUCUCUUGUGCAUUCGCUCUUAUCUAUCUCUACACCAUAGAACUAUACCCAACCACAUUGAGGGCCGUUGGUUUGGGAAUGUGUUCAAUGACAGGACGCGUUGCUAACAUCUUAUCCCCUAUGGUGCUUUUAACAGCUGACUACUGGAUCCAUGCUCCGCUUCUCAUAUUCGGAACCUGUACAGUCCUAUCCAGCUUAUUAUGUAUCUUUCUACCCGAGACUAGGGGCAAAGAACUACCGGAGACCGUCCAAGAUGGCGAGAACUUUGGAAAGUUACCGUCAUCAGCUGAUUUACCGUACGCGGUUAACGGUGUUGAUAAAUCGGAUACAGAUGUUGCGAAUAGGAUUGGCGACAAAAGUGAAGUUGCAGUCUGAGUCAGCUAUAUAGCCGAAUAGUGGCGACGAUUGUGUAGAUCUGUUUCCAAUUAUCUGAAUAACUAGGAGAUUGCAAGUAGAUCCGGAAUCAUAUCGAAUGAGAAUGGAAUGAGAGUUUUAUAAAUCAAUCAUUUUUGUUGAUUGAUUUUUUGUAAUAUUUUACUUUAAAAGAUAUAUUCAUAAUAUAUGAAGAGUUUAGUUUCAAAAGGGCUUAGGUCCACUUUGGACCAUUCUGAGAAAAACCAUGUUUUUUAUUCUCACUUACUGCAAUAUUCUCAUGAGAAACUAAAUUGUCAUGAUGUACUACCCUAUCAUGUGAACAUAAAAUUUGGUAUAAAAGAAAUCUACCUGUCUUCAAUUUUUUUCUUUAAAUUCUGGACCUGAACCCUUUUGCAAGUAAACUGAAAUGAAUCCAAUCUAUUUUGAUUAAAAAAGUGAUUUUUCUUUGCCACUUUUAUUCACGUUUUCAUGUAAAUUUCAAAUUUUCUUUGUUUUCAUAAAAGCGACUAAAAAUUUAGAGGUUUUGAGACAGAAAACAAUAAAAUUUAUGAACAAUGGACCUAACCCCUUUUGACAAAUGAGCUCUUCAGAAGAGUUUGUUUGCAAAAGGAAAUUGCAUAUUCUUAUGCGAAACUAAAUUUUCAAGAUUCCCUACCAUGACAACAUAAAAUUGGGUAUAAAAGAAAUUUACUUUUAUUCAUAUUUUUUAAAAUAUUCUUUUCAAAAAAAAUUCGGUGUGGACCUAAUCCCUUAUGCAACUAAACUGAAAUGGACCUAACCCCUUUUGAAAAAAAAGUAAUUUUUCUUUGCCAUUUUUGAUCACUUUUGAAUAGGAAUUUCAACUUUUCUUUGGUAUCACCUUAUAGAGCUACAAAAAAUCUAUACAUUGCGACCAAAAAAUCAAAUUUGAUGAAAAAUGAACCUAACCCCUUUUGCAAGUGAGCUCGUCAUAUAUCGAAUAAUUUCGAAUGAUUUCCUAUCUAUGAAAUAUAGAUUGCAUGAUCAUAAAACCAAAUUUAUUGCAUUCAUUAAUACUUUACGGUAUCCUCCCGACAUGAAAGAAAUUAAAAAGUAUUCAAAGACAAACUGA
This is a messenger RNA of Lytechinus pictus (painted urchin), 2848 nucleotides long. Its product is annotated as organic cation transporter protein-like. The record is from RefSeq and is a predicted model, not a curated record. The transcript is spliced from 12 exons. Lineage: Eukaryota; Metazoa; Echinodermata; Echinoidea; Temnopleuroida; Toxopneustidae. Gene Ontology annotation, biological process: transmembrane transport. The coding region runs from base 1 to 1758 and encodes 585 amino acids. Gene Ontology annotation, molecular function: transmembrane transporter activity. Gene Ontology annotation, cellular component: membrane.